UGCAUCGCGCCCGUACUUCAUUCAUUACGGCCGGCCGCUGGCUUCCAUUGUGGCCAGAUCGGAGCACGUGAUAGCAGCGCUGAGGGAGAGACCGGGCGACAGGAUCAUCUCCAUCACCUCCGCAGAGCAGCGCGGAUGAAACACCGGUCAUCACCAGAGCAGCAUCACGGGAAAAGGCCCCGUGUCCCCGCCGCGGCUGCCUCCAUAUCACCGCCUGACGGAAUGGAGGACAAAGCACCGUCAAAUCCGCGGGAACUCACCCAAAACCCGCUUAAGAAGAUCUGGAUGCCGUGUAAAAAUGGCCUUCCUGAAAAACACAUUUCUCAGAGAAAGGUAUGUAUGACCAACUGUCCCACCCUGAUCGUGACAGUUGGUCUUCCUGCCAGAGGGAAGACCUAUAUCUCCAAGAAGCUCACCCGCUAUCUGAACUGGAUUGGAGUGCCCACCAGAGAGUUUAACGUCGGGCAGUACAGGAGAGAGUUUGUGAAGAUCUACAAGUCCUUUGAGUUCUUCCGUCCAGAUAACGAGGAGGGGUUGAAGAUCAGACGACAGUGUGCUUCAGCAGCGUUGAACGAUGUGCGACAGUAUCUCACAGAAGAAGGAGGCCAAGUGGCGGUUUUUGAUGCAACAAACACUACCAGAGAAAGAAGGGAAACCAUCAUCCAGUUUGCAGAGCAAAAUGGCUUUAAGGUGUUCUUCGUGGAGUCUGUGUGUGAAGAUCCAGAUGUCAUACAGGAGAACAUAGUGCAAGUGAAGCUAGGUAGCCCCGACUACACCAACUGUAACACAGAAGAAGCAGUGGAAGAUUUCAUGAAGAGGAUCAAGUGUUAUGAAAACUCCUACGAGACCCUUGAUGAAGUCUUGGACAGGGACCUCUCCUACAUUAAAAUCAUGGACGUGGGUCAGCGGUACUUGGUCAACAGGGUGCUGGACCACAUCCAAAGCCGGAUCGUCUACUACCUCAUGAACAUUCACAUCACACCGCGCUCCAUCUACCUGUGCCGCCACGGUGAGAGCGAGCUCAACGUUAACGGUCGAAUCGGAGGAGACUCAGGCCUCACACCGAGAGGCAAAGAGUUUGGGAAGAAACUGAGCAACUUCAUUCAGUCGCAGGGCAUCAGUGACCUGAAGGUGUGGACCAGUCAGAUGAAGAGAACCAUCCAGACAGCUGAAGCUCUCAGUGUGCCCUACGAACAGUGGAAGGUCCUCAAUGAGAUCGAUGCAGGCGUGUGUGAGGAGAUGAUGUAUGAGGAGAUCCAGGAGCACUAUCCUCUGGAGUUUGCUCUGAGGGACCAGGACAAAUAUCGCUAUCGGUACCCGAAAGGAGAGUCCUAUGAGGACCUGGUGCAGCGGUUGGAGCCGGUCAUCAUGGAGCUAGAGCGGCAAGAGAACGUGCUGGUUGUCUGUCAUCAGGCCGUCAUGCGCUGCCUGUUGGCUUAUUUCCUGGACAAGACAGCAGAGGAGCUGCCCUACCUGAAGUGCCCGCUGCACACUGUGCUGAAGCUAACGCCAGUGGCCUACGGCUGUAAGGUGGAGUCCAUCUGCUUAAAUGUGGAAGCCGUCAACACACACAGGGAAAAACCAGAGAACGUAGACGUGUCGCGGAUGUCAGAGGAGGCUUUGCUAACAGUGCCAGCUCACCAAUGAGGCAGUACCCCCCUCCCCACCCCCCCCCUCCUCUCCCCUCUUUACGCACACUGUAAUCCUUCAGACGCACAAUGUACCUGCCGUCAGCAGCCUCUAGUCUUUCCUCUCCACCUUCCUUUGAUUGAAUCACUCUUCACCGCUCUGAUCUUCAGUUUUUUUUCUCCACUUUUACUUUAAGAUGUGAUGAUGGUGGUAAUUGACUGGAAUCCAGUUUCUAAUUCUGAUUAUUGAUCCUAUGACACGGAUCUCGAGCACGUUCUCCCAUUUUUGGAGAAUGAAUGAAAAUCUAUGAAGAGUUUUUUUGAACUGAUGCUGUUAACCCAACUGUGAAGCAAUGAAACUCCAGCACCUUUUUUUUUUUUUUUUAAUUAUUGAAGUAAUUAUUAGUGAUUGUUUUCCUAUUGAUCUUGUCUGUUGAAGUGAUUUUACUAUGUUCACUUUUAGCAGUGUCUCAUUACUUUAUUUCUGUGAAGAAGUCAGGUUCUCUCAUAUCAGUUUUACAGCAGUGCACAACACAAGGCAAGGUUGUGACUUUUUAUAUUUUGCACAUAAAUCAACUGUUUAUUUCCUUAUUAAAUGUCCUCUAUUACAGUUUGUCUCCCGUUUUAACACUGUCUAAUGAACAUACUCUAGGUACAGACACUUUGUUUUAUUGUUAUUUGUUCAAUGUGAAGUUUAUUACAGUUUAUCCAUAUCACUGAACAGACGUAACAGGAGAUAUUUCUGUUUGUUUCUAAAUAAACUCCACUCAACCAUUUCAUGGAUCAUUACCACA
This is a messenger RNA of Centropristis striata (black sea bass), 2422 nucleotides long. RefSeq names its product 6-phosphofructo-2-kinase/fructose-2,6-biphosphatase 4a (gene pfkfb4a). Gene Ontology annotation, biological process: fructose metabolic process; fructose 2,6-bisphosphate metabolic process. Bases 136 to 1647 code for a protein of 503 amino acids. Gene Ontology annotation, cellular component: cytosol. The transcript has 14 exons. The record is from RefSeq and is a predicted model, not a curated record. Lineage: Eukaryota; Metazoa; Chordata; Actinopteri; Perciformes; Serranidae. Gene Ontology annotation, molecular function: 6-phosphofructo-2-kinase activity; fructose-2,6-bisphosphate 2-phosphatase activity; ATP binding.